CUCCCUUCUUCUAUUGAUCACUUCCUCUUUACAUUUUUAUUACACAGUCAAAGAUUAUAGCAUCAAGAAGAAAAGAUGAGGAAGCUCGUAGGGUUUAUAAUGGGGAGACGGGUUCGACGAGUCUCUAGAUGGAUUAUUGGGAAAACCCGGAUCCGUCGGUCCGGAUACAACCGGUUACACCCGACCAGACCAACUCGCAUGUUGACACUGCCGAUCACCAAACUCAAAAACUGGAGCCAACGUCUCACACAAAGGUUCAGCAUAUUGGGGUCUACGAGAAGAUCCGAAUGUAAACAUGACCCGGUUCCACGGGGACACUUGGCGGUUUACGUGGGUCAAAAAGAAGGUGACUUUCGCAGAGUUUUGGUGCCCAUUGUUUACUUUAACCAUCCUCUGUUCGGUGAGCUGCUCAGAGAAUCCGAAAAAGAGUAUGGAUUCCGACACGAAGGAGGCAUCACAAUACCUUGUCUGUAUUCAGACUUCCAACGUGUCAAAACCCGAAUCGCUUCCGGGUUGGAUUCUGAUCGGAUAUUUCCAUGGAGUCGUCUUUGCAGCAGUUAAAGACGAACAUAAGAACAUAAAGUUCAAAACGUUUUUCAGUGCUUUAUUUUUUUUACUGUUUUUCUAUCUUUCUACCUUUUUCUCUUUACUCUUUUUCGUAGUAGUGAGUUAUAAUAUAAGGUGGUAAUGUAAAUACUUGUUAUUAUCGCAAUAUGAUUAUAUUGGAUAAUGAUGUGAUUAGC
Messenger RNA from Brassica oleracea var. oleracea, 743 nucleotides. Its product is annotated as auxin-responsive protein SAUR36. Gene Ontology annotation, biological process: response to auxin. The coding region runs from base 76 to 561 and encodes 161 amino acids. The record is from RefSeq and is a predicted model, not a curated record. The transcript has a single exon. NCBI's taxonomy places the organism in Eukaryota, Viridiplantae, Streptophyta, Magnoliopsida, Brassicales, Brassicaceae.